AUGGAUUUCAAACAGAUAGAAACAGGCGAAAUUAAUGCAUUUUGGAGAUGCGCCGUUGAAUUUUUAAAUCAAAAUGAUCUCCUGGCGCUGGGCCGCACUAACAAGUAUUUCAACGAACUGUGCAGUAAGAAGCUUUACGAAAAAAUAGUCAUAUCAAGAGAUCCAGUUUUGAGGUCGCAAGAGUGGUAUUUGGAUUGUGGGAAAAGUUAUGUUGCCGGCUACAGGUCGUGGAAAAAAAGCCAGGACCAGAACGAUCUGUUUUUGUAUGAUCGUGUCGUGCGCUUGACCGGCAGUUCACAAUUGGCUCUAGUAAAAGAAGUCGUGAUCCAAGAAGAUGUGUUCAAUAACGAAAAGGAGGGCCUCGUUGUUUUGGAGCAGUUGGUGGAAAAAUUAAUCGCACUGGAUCAAUUGGAAGUCUUAGACAUUAGGGAUAGUGUCCUUUUCUCGAGGUUUUAUUCGCAGUAUUUAAAACUCUCCAACCUAAGGCAAUGCCAGAUCUGGAAUGUUGCGGACUUGGAGCAGCUGCAAUCUGUUGAGAAGGUGAAAUCCCUGAAAUUGGUGCUAAAACAACCGAGAUUUGAUAGUCUUUCUUUAUCUCAGCGUGUCAAGAGCGCGCUUUCGCACAAUCUUGUGGAAUUAGCCGUUGACGACCUGGAGCACUCUAGCCUGCGCCUCUUCCAGUAUUUUUGUACCGAAGGGCUUAUAUUGAAGGCAGUGAGAUCCCUCAAGUUCAACCAUGUUCAUGGUAUUCAUGACUACAACAAGACCAUGCGAGAAAUUACUAUUCUUUUUCUCAAAGACACGUUUCUACUAGAAAAGAUUUCGUGCCUAGAAUUUGAAGGGUCUUGCGAAAUCACAGAGUGCUCUUGUUUCAACGAUUUUCUUAUGGACUUAGCGCCGUAUUUGCACAGUUUACGUGAAUUAGGUCUUAUAGAACGGACCUUUAUAACUCAAGGUGACCAUUACACAGAGGAAAACUGGGACUUAAGCGUCAACAAGUUCGUACUCCACUUACCGGACGUGUCUGAAAGACUCAAAAAGUUAUCCAUUCGCCACAACCCACCCUUAAAUGGAAUCACUAUAGACUCUGUCGAGGGAAAUUAUGUCAGACGACGCACACUUUAUGAGAAUGUGCUUCCAAAGCUUACAAGCCUUGAGUCUUUGAUUGCGCCUACAUUUCUCCGAUCAGUGGCGGCGUACGAGGUGUUGGUGUGCGAUCUUUUAUGGAAUGGUUGUGAGUGUGACUUCUGUGCUAAAGUGUUGGCUGUUAUUGACGCUUUCAUUAUGAACCAUCAAUUCUACUCAUACCCAGAUGGCGGAUUCAAGGACAUUAUACCCACAGUUUUUUUCGCUUAUACUGGCGACGCCUUGGAACGUCGAUUCGUUACAGAGACCGACUGGGAUCUGAAGACGUCGUCAAUCUGCCCUGUGACACAUGCUUGGGAUCUACACGGCUACGAAAAUAUCCAGCAUUUUCAGGAUUAUGAAUGCCACUUUGAUGAGUCUGCCUAUGUGGCUCUAUGUACAUGCGUGGCACAUUUUUUCAAUUCUUACAUGGAUCGGCUCGUCAAGUAUCUCCCUAGCCUGCGCUGGUGCGUCUUGUCUGGUAUCUAUUAUGCUGUGAAUGAUAACAAUGAAUACAGAUCGAUUUAUGACUAA
Messenger RNA from Lachancea nothofagi CBS 11611, 1659 nucleotides. The record is from the annotation of a GenBank genome assembly. Lineage: Eukaryota; Fungi; Ascomycota; Saccharomycetes; Saccharomycetales; Saccharomycetaceae.